AACCUCUAUAAAAAACCCACUCACACUUCUCCUUCUGUCCAUCUUCAAGCUCACACACUCUACUAACUAAGUACUAUUUUCAUUUUCAUCCUUUUUCCUUCAUAUUUUUUCCAAACAUGUCCGGUGUUUGGGUAUUCAAGAAUGGAGUUGUCCGGCUAGUGGAGAACCCCGGCCACUGCCACGGUGCAACCGGUCGCCGGAAAAUGCUAGUACAUCUUUCUAGUAAUGAAGUAAUUACAUCAUAUGCAGUGCUUGAAAGGAAGUUGUAUUCUCUUGGAUGGGAAAGGUACUAUGAUGAUCCUGACCUUCUUCAGUACCACAAAAGAUCCACUGUUCAUCUUAUUUCUCUCCCUAAGGAUUUCAACAGGUUCAAGUCCAUGCACAUGUAUGAUAUUGUUGUUAAGAAUCGCAAUGAGUUUGAAGUUAGGGACAUGUAAUAAUCAAUUUGAGAUUUCCUCAAAUUAAUGUUUGUUUGAUUGAUUAGGUUGUUUCUUUUUUUAACUUAAUCUUUGCUUUGUGUAUUUAGGUUAAAGGAGUGUUUUAGUUUCUUUAGGGUGAGGAAGCUAACUUGUUAAGUGGUGUUAUUUGUUUGUAACUUUGAUGUUAAAUCGUGUGUAAGAGUGAAGUAAAAAAAAUAAAAUUAUGACAAUGAAAACUUGGUGUGGUUUGUAAGAA
Messenger RNA from Lycium ferocissimum, 675 nucleotides. Its product is annotated as flowering-promoting factor 1-like protein 3. Bases 117 to 437 code for a protein of 106 amino acids. The transcript has a single exon. Gene Ontology annotation, biological process: regulation of flower development. NCBI's taxonomy places the organism in Eukaryota, Viridiplantae, Streptophyta, Magnoliopsida, Solanales, Solanaceae. The record is from RefSeq and is a predicted model, not a curated record.